Molecule: messenger RNA, 1553 nt
Organism: Oncorhynchus tshawytscha (Chinook salmon)
Lineage: Eukaryota; Metazoa; Chordata; Actinopteri; Salmoniformes; Salmonidae
Product: transcription cofactor vestigial-like protein 4
Exons: 6
Coding region: 303-1112 (269 amino acids)
Biological process (GO): negative regulation of DNA-templated transcription
Molecular function (GO): transcription coactivator binding
Source: RefSeq, a predicted model, not a curated record
AGAAGAAGGAGAGCUGCUAUGAAUCAUCGGACUUAGUUGGCUCGCUAGCUAGGUUAGGUUAGCAAAGCAGCCACACUGUUUAGCUAAGCUGGAAUGUGGCGCAACGUCCCUUGUCUGAACUGUGUUUGUGAAACAUUUUGAAUAGCGACGAUGAACUGAUUUUCGUCAAGUUGAUCCACAGCUCGUUUUGACUUCGGUCAUCUGAUCUGGACCUCUUUACUCGAACGAAGUGACGCACCCUAACUAGUUAACCAGCUGCUAUUUUGCUAACUUUGAUGUUAGCAAGUAGCCUGUACGCGUAAAUGCUUUACACGAGAAUGGACCUGUUGAACUAUCAGUUCCUGGACAAAAUGAACAACAAUAUCGGGAGACUACACUACGAAGCUGAAUCUUCUCUUACAGGUGAGUCCAGGAUUCCCUCGCUGCCCUCUGCAAUGACCAACAUGAGGACCGGUCCUCCCCCCAUCUGCCCCAGCAAAAGGAAGUAUGGCGAGGAGCAAGUGGAUGACCGCAUUGACUGUGACAAUGACCACAUGACCAAAAUGAGCAGACUGUUUGCUGCUCAACUGGGACGGCCUGCCGGUGGAGACAACCGCAGCGAUCCUUGGAGCCUUGGACACAGCCCUGUGGAGCACAUCACUUCCUCCUCCAAUGGUCUCCAUGACAACCACAUGUAUGCCUCCAUCCCCUCCUAUGGCUUGGACCAGCCCCUGGCUCUGACUAAAAACAGCCUGGAAUCUGGACUGGGUGGCGCAGAGAGGCCUGCCAUGCCCGGCCCUGUGGACAGACCACAGAAUCGUCCCUCUGUGAUCACCUGUGCUCCUGCAAGCAAUCGCAAUUGCUACCGGUCUCACUGCCACAAGUCUCACAGUCCCAGCCCACCCAUCGAUCAGAGGAAGGCCAAUGCUAACAUUGCCGUCGACCCUGUGAUCGAAGAGCACUUCCGCCGCAGCCUGGGGAAGAACUACAAGGAGCCCGAACCCAUCUCCAACUCUGUGUCCAUCACAGGCUCUGUGGAUGACCACUUUGCCAAGGCCUUGGGGAAGACCUGGCUCCAGAUCAAGGCCAAGGGGCCAGGGGGAGGCCCCCACAGUCCAGAGGCCAACUCCUGAAAGAUGGGCUGAGCCUCCCUCAUUGUUGAGUGGUGAAACACAAUCACUCCUUUUGUCUGUGGCAUCAGAUAAGGGCACAGAUUGACCUCCCUAUACCAUUCAUUGUCAAGCUUGACAUCCCUGAGCUCAGAACAACGGUGACAACCAUGCUAAACAAGACGAUCAGUUUGAAUACUGUAUUGUACACCAAGACUGUCUUUUUACGGACCUGGGGGGUGGUUUCUGCUCCUAUUAAAUGACUGACUCAGAUCUGGGAGGAUUUGAUACAUUUGUUCAGUUAGGGCAGUUUUGGAUUGAGUCCAACUGUGUAAAUUCUUCCUUUUUUGAAGGCAGAAAUAUCAAUUUGAGGAGCCCUCUAGGACCAGUAUUAGUCAGCCCUGAUGUCAUCUUUGAGUUCUUCUAUUGAUAAUAACAAUUAAAAAAAAAAAAAAACAUUUUAAA